Messenger RNA from Plenodomus lingam JN3, 1389 nucleotides. The record is from RefSeq and is a predicted model, not a curated record. NCBI's taxonomy places the organism in Eukaryota, Fungi, Ascomycota, Dothideomycetes, Pleosporales, Leptosphaeriaceae.
AUGAAGAAGCUCGUGGGGAUGAGUACUUGGUUGCUCCUCGUCGCUCUACUAUGUCCCGCGUCAUUCGCACAAGAGAUGCCAUUGUGUGCUACCCAAUGUCUAGAGUCUACUUUGAAGGCACAAGAUAUCUGCGCAGCUACGAAUCUCACAUGUAUAUGCACAAGUCCGACAUUUAUAGGAGGUCUCCAAGGAUGCUUGAUAUCCACCUGCACGGUGCUUGAAACAUUGGCCGCUCAGAAUGCCUCGCAUACUAGGUGCGGACAGGUCGCUCGAGACAUUACACAUAUCACGCCGAUUGUGACUGGUGUCUCAGGAGGCAUAGCUCUCCUCUCUGUCAUAUUCCGCAUCGGUCUUGCCGGCCGCAACAUUGCACUUGACGACGUCUUCGCCAUGGCUGCCAUGAUCGCCGCACUUCCAAUGGGUAUCCUCGAGUUCUUCAUGGCCGCCGACGGGUUUGGAAAAGACAUCUGGACGAUUCCGGGGGAGCAAAUCUAUCGCAUUGUUCAGUUCACUUGGCUUACCGAAAUCUUCUACUUCCCCGCCCUCGCCUUCACCAAACUGUCGUUUCUUUUCUUCCUGCUGCGCAUCUUUCCCGCCCAGGAGUUUCGACGCAUCGUGUACAUGCUCAUCGGAGCAUCUGCCGCUUGCGGAACGGCCUUCACGCUUGUUUGCCUGUUCAAUUGCACGCCCAUCUCGUAUAUCUGGGAGAGCUGGGACGGCGAGCACGAGGGAAAGUGUAUCAAUUUUCAUAUUUUUGCCUGGGUGAAUGCUGGCAUCAACAUCAUCUUGGAUGUCAUCAUCAUCGCGGCCCCGAUACCGCAAUUGUUGCGUCUUUCGCUGAGCACGAAGAAGAAGGUUUAUAUCAUCAUGAUGUUCAGCAUCGGGGCCUUUACCACCAUCGUCUCCAUAAUCCGCCUCCAGUCCCUCGUGACAUUUGCCAAUUCCACAAACCCAACAUACGACAACGUCCCCACAGCCUACUGGUCCGUCCUCGAAGCCUACGUCAGCGUAUUCUGCAUCUGCAUGCCCGCUCUCCGCCGUUUCCUCGCCGGCCUAUUCCCGCGCUGCUUCGGCUCGACGCAAGCCGAGUCCAAAUACGAACACUACGACACACCCAACACGCCCAAUCGGCUGGCAAACAGGUCAAAGCAUGCGAGAGUCAGUGCUGGGUAUGGAUUGUCGACGUUUGGAGGCACGGGCAUCACAAAGACAAUGGAGACGAGGGUGGAGAGUAAAUGCGAGGAGGAGGAUGAGAUUGAGCUGGUGAGACAGGCAGGUGCGGGGCACAUUUUGGGUGGAUCUUUGGGGAGGACGAGUGAGGGUGAUGCGGGGAGUGGGCGGAGUGGGACGCGUGCUUCUCAGGCUAUGCCACAGACGUUUUUGCAUUGA